This is a messenger RNA of Miscanthus lutarioriparius, 363 nucleotides long. NCBI's taxonomy places the organism in Eukaryota, Viridiplantae, Streptophyta, Magnoliopsida, Poales, Poaceae. The record is from the annotation of a GenBank genome assembly.
AUGAGGUCAAGUACAGUACCUUGUGAGUUCUUAGCAGGCACAGCAUUCCAGCCAUCCCAAGAAUCUGAUACACAAGUCAUUUCGAACUAUGUACGUUAUUUCCUCCACCAACACAGAAUCCAGCUUGGACAACCAGCUAUUGUUAAAGUUGCAGCCAACUUGAUUAGGUUGCUAGCUUAUCAGAACAAGAACAUGUUGCAAGCUGGCAUGAUUGUUGGAGGAUGGGAUAAGUAUGAGGGAGGCCAAAUUUUCUCGGUCCCUCUUGGUGGAACGAUCUUGAAGCAACCAUUUACAAUUGGAGGUUCAGGUUCCAGUUACCUUUAUGCCCUUCUUGAUCAUGAAUGGAAAGAGGGAAUGAGCUAG